ACAUUAAAGGCUGAAAGUAAUAGUGAGAUGGUUGGAUUUGGUGAAAUAUAAUGUGGAUGCCUCAGUUACAUAUGAGGGGCGUCAAGUGACCUGUGAUGGAGUCCUAAGAGAUUAUUGCUCCGGUCUAAGUUUUUUCCUCUAUCUUCCUGUAAGCAAGAAAUAAAAAUAAUGAAGUAGUUCAACCUUUUGAGUCUUUUAUCUAACCUCGUUUGUUGCAACAUGAGAAGCAUUUCAUGUGUAGCAUGCUUCACUUUCAUUAUUCUUUUAGUGCUAGUAACCCUUCAUGCUGAAGGCCGUGCCCUUCGAAUUAGUUCUUCUGAGUUUGUUUCUGAUGGAAAUGGUGAAGGCCAUACCGAAAACUCUUACUUGUUUCUCAAGGGGAGUGAGUCUUCUGGGAAGUACUGUGAGCAUAUGUAUGGCUUCUUGCCAUGUUCCAGUAACAUUUUGGGUCAUCUCUUUCAGAUUUUGGUUUAUGAGUACUUGUUAUUCCAUGGUGAAUCAUACUUGGCUGCUGGAGGAGAACAGAUUUUCAAUAUUCUUGGCCCUGGGGUUUUUGGUGCUAAUGUAUUUGAUAUUCUUGGUGCCCUUCCUGAGUCCCUAGUUCUUCUUGUUACUGGACUUUCUAGUGAUGGAGAGAAUGCACAAGAAUGUGUUUCCACUGGAGUUGGCUUGUUGGCUGGAUCAUCCAUUUUGCAUCUGACAGUAGUGUGGGGAACCUGUGUUUUCGUUGGCAAUCAAAAGCUUUCUGAUCCAUUCACUGGCUGUGGCAUUACAAUAGAUGUAGAGACUAUGAAGAUGGCAAUGAUUAUGGUUUUAUCAGUUGUGCCACUCGUCAUAAUGCAGUUCUCUUACACAUCACGCACUGUCACCUUGAAGAUUGCUUUUAUCGUUGCUGUCAUUUUCCUAAUCUCAUACUUCAUCUACCAGGUUUUUAAACCCCAAAUAGAGACCGCGAGACUAGAAUAUAUAAAACAUGGUCAUUUGAUAUUAGGAAUUUUUCAGCAUGUUGAAAAGAAAACUCUGCAAUACAUCCUCACAGAGGAUGGCAGUCCCAAUGAAUUAGCCAUAAAUGGGCUAUAUGAUGAAAUCAAUCCAAGUGGAGACAAGGAUUUAUCAUGUUCUAAAAUAAGAGAGCUUCUGUAUCAUUACAAAGAAACUGAAACAAAUGCCACAGACAAACAAAUAGAACAAAUGUUACAAAAUAUUGACCAAAAUGGUGACAAAACUAUAACCAGGGAAGAAUUUGUCCAAUUCAUCAGAACAUAUAUUGAGCAAACGAAUCAUGCUUUGGAAAACAAUUACCUCCAAACAAAAUCGCUGGAACCCCUGUAUCGGGAUAUUGUGAAGCCAUGGAUGGACUACACAAGGGAAGAACGUGAAUUGAAGAGACAUGUUAUACUUGAAGUCUCAAAGCAUGUUUGGGUUGGCAAGCUUUGCAAAGAGGAUGGCACACCUGAUGAAUCUGCUAUCAGAGGUUUAUUUGAGAAAAUUGAUAGCAAUGGGGACAAGAAGGUCUCAAGAUCCGAGUUAGAACAUGUAUUAAAGGACACUCAGUUUGCUAAUGAGGAAGCAGUUACAAAAAUGCUUCAAGAACUUGACCGUAAUAAAGACAAUGAAAUAAGCAAAGAAGAAUUUCUGGAUGGAGUUAAAAAAUUGCUCAACACAAAUCCCAGUCAAGCACUUCGCUCAAAAUCUCUGCCUCAUAGAAAUGAUCAUACUUGGGAACACGUUGAAAAGUUGGUGAAAGGUAAUCAAAGCAAAGGGGUACGUGCAUGGUUGAAUGCUAUAGGAUAUGUGGUGCUAGGAAUUACUAUGUUGUCUCUUCUAGCUGAGCCCUUAAUAGCAAGUGUCCAGAAACUCUCUGAAGAAGCAGGGAUUCCCUCAUUUUUCAUCUCAUUUAUUUUAGUCCCCUUGGCUACAAAUUUUAGAGAAGCAACCUCAGCAAUAAGCGAAGCUAGCCACAAGAAGAGACGCAAUACUUCUCAAACAAUUUAUGAGAUUUAUGGAGCAGUGUUCAUGAACAAUAUUCUUGGCUUUGUGGUGAUCUCUAUUCUUAUAUAUGUGCGAGAUAUCACUUGGCAAUUCUCAGCUGAUGUAUUGGUUGUGGCAAUUGUUUGUUCUAUUAUGGGGCUUACUGCAUCGUUUAGAUCCACUUUUCCUUCAUGGACAUUUUAUCCCGCAUAUCUUUUGUACCUCGUCUCAUUAGUUUUGGUUCUUGUACUCAAAGAUGUUUUUAAUUAUGUCUAGAGAUUCUAUUUGUGUUUGAACAUCUCAUUUAAUCAUAUAUCUCACUUAAACUA
Molecule: messenger RNA, 2300 nt
Organism: Cajanus cajan (pigeon pea)
Lineage: Eukaryota; Viridiplantae; Streptophyta; Magnoliopsida; Fabales; Fabaceae
Product: sodium/calcium exchanger NCL1
Biological process (GO): intracellular calcium ion homeostasis; calcium ion transmembrane transport
Cellular component (GO): membrane
Molecular function (GO): calcium ion binding; calcium:proton antiporter activity
Source: RefSeq, a predicted model, not a curated record